AUGCUAACACUCUCAGCAAUCCGAGCCGCCAACGCAGCGGCUUUCUCCUCCCAUUCUCCAAUUGCCGUUUUCGUCGGAGGCACCUCCGGAAUCGGCCAGUCAAUGGCGGAAGCCUUUGGUCGGCAUACCAAGGGCAAUGGACAGAUCAUCAUAGUAGGCAGGAACCGUACCGCAGCGGAUUCCAUCAUCGCCAAGCUCCCUCAGUCGAGCUCACACACCCGACCCCACAAAUUCGUUCAGUGUGACGCUACGUUGAUGAGGAACGUCCACGCAGCUUCGUCCGAAAUUCUUGCUGAUCACCCGAAGAUAAAUUUCCUUGUAAUGUCCCCGGGGUUCAUGACGACGAAAGGUCGGGAUGAGACCGAGGAGGGGAUUGAUCGCAAGUUGGCUGUUCAUUAUUACGCGAGGUGGGCGUUCAUCAAUGAUUUGAUGCCUGCUUUGCAGAAAGCCAGUGAGGACGGUGAGGAGGCAAAGAUAUUUUCCGUUUUGGGCGCUGGAAAGGGUGCAGAGAUCGGUGUGGAGGAUCUGGGCCUGAAGAAGUCGUAUUCAGGUCGAAAGGCUGGUUUGGCCGCACCGACGUAUAAUGACCUUAUGAUUGAGGCAUUUGCGGAGCGACACCCCGAUCUAACAUUUAUUCACGCCUUUCCCGGAAUGGUUCGGACCAACAUUCUCGCUGCAUCCAGCACCCCUCUUCUGAAAGCCUCGUCGGGUAUCCUCAGUUUAUUAACCUAUCCGCUUUCGACCGCCCCAGAAGAUUGCGCUGAAUACAUGUGGCACGCGUCGCUGAAUCAUUCCAAAGACGCGUUUCGGACAGGAUCGAAGGGUGAGAACCUGAAGACGAAGAAUUAUUUUGGAACGGAAGAGCAGCGGAGGAAGUUGUGGGAUCAUACAAUCGAAGCUACAAGUACGUGA
Messenger RNA from Laccaria bicolor S238N-H82, 912 nucleotides. RefSeq lists its product as uncharacterized. The coding region runs from base 1 to 912 and encodes 303 amino acids. The record is from RefSeq and is a predicted model, not a curated record. The transcript has 2 exons. Lineage: Eukaryota; Fungi; Basidiomycota; Agaricomycetes; Agaricales; Hydnangiaceae. Gene Ontology annotation, biological process: secondary metabolic process.